Messenger RNA from Diaporthe amygdali, 273 nucleotides. RefSeq lists its product as uncharacterized. Lineage: Eukaryota; Fungi; Ascomycota; Sordariomycetes; Diaporthales; Diaporthaceae. The transcript has a single exon. The coding region runs from base 1 to 273 and encodes 90 amino acids. The record is from RefSeq and is a predicted model, not a curated record.
AUGGCGAGAACUCAGUUCACUUUGAAACCCUUUGUCAAUAUUCAGCCAGGUUCGAAAGCCCCAGAAGACCCUGAACUACUGAAGAAGCUCCAAGAGGUUGACAAAGCUAUUAAAGAGGCCAAGAAGAAAAGGGAAGAAUUUAAUGCCAUAGCGUCAGAGCUUAGGGAUCGUAACCAUCCUUCAGAGAAAUCCGCUGCUGAGAGCGUGGAAGAAGCAGACAAAAUUUUGGCUGGCCUAAUAGCACUCCGAUAUGAUGUCCUUGACGGAAAAUAG